Messenger RNA from Trichobilharzia szidati, 3402 nucleotides. The record is from the annotation of a GenBank genome assembly. Lineage: Eukaryota; Metazoa; Platyhelminthes; Trematoda; Strigeidida; Schistosomatidae.
AUGGAUGUAGAUCUUUCUGAACUUGAUGAUUGGUUAGGCACCUUGGAAGAAUUACAACUGGGACUGGAGAAGACUGCAAUUUCUAACAGUAAUAAUCAUAACAAUAAUAGUAAUAAUAAUGAGAACUAUGAUUCUAUUAGAACCUCCAACGUGCCACCUCCGCAUGUAAAUAAUGUUAAUCCCAUAUGUCUGAAUAAGCCACCAAGUCCACGUCUUCCAACAAAUGUAUCCUCAUCUCCUCACACACAAUCAUCCACUUAUUAUUGGACAGGAAAUCCCACUGGUCCAACAUUCUCCUCUUCCACCAAUCAGAAUUUAAAUGUCUCCCAAGGAUCAGCUUAUCCGCAUUCAACAUCAUCAUCAACGGCAACAACACCGACGCUGAUAAAUAAUGGUAGCAACAAUAGUGUCAAUCCUACAAAUUCUUCAUAUGCUGCAAAACCUCCUGGAUAUAAUUCCGUGUCAUCAACACGUUUAUUGACUGAAAAUGGGAAUAGAGGGAAUGUUUCUGUUAAAAAGCCUAUCUCACAGAAACCAUCAAAUCAUGUGUCUUUUAAUCUACACAAUGCACAAGAAGCUACUGCUGAACAUGAUUUGAGUAGUCUACUUAGAGAACUUGAAGUUGUUGAAGAGAAAAUGAAAGAACUUGAACAAGAAAAUAAUCAAUUCACUCGACGUUACAGUCUUGCAUCAUCCUCCAGUGGAAAGCGUCAAAAUCAAACUACAUCUGACCAAUCGCAUGUCGAGAAUGCACUGGCCUCUUCAGUUGUCAAUAACAAUAAUAAUAAUAAUGAUAACGAUCAACCAGUUGUCUCCUUACCAGUUCCAGUUAGAAAAGGCAGUUUAGUAAAUAAAAGCAAUGGAUUUAUCUGUGCAGAAUGGGCGGCUAAAUUAAAUCAUGAUGACUAUGAUAAUAACAAUAAUAAUAUUGAUAAUAAUGAUAAUAGUAGUAUUAGCAGAAGUCGGAGUAGAUUUAUUAAACAAGAGAACACUUCACCGUCACCAUCACCACCUCCCCCUCCGCCAGCAUUUCUUGGUGCUGGUGAUGCAUGUGCAAGUCCAACAAAUACACUACCAUCGCCCUCACAUUCAUCACAUCCACAGAUACUACAACAGCCACAAGAACAGCAGGAACAACAUCAAGGCCAUCAUCAUCAUCCCCACCAACUCAAUGAAACAUCAUGGUCUAUAUCAAAUUCGAAUAAUUAUUCUACAGGUGGAAUGAAACCACAGGCAUCGAAUUCAUAUGAUGUUGUCAAUGCAGAUUACAAGUUACGACAGCCACAACCACAACAACAGCAUCAAGUAAACCAAGUACACGGGACAUCUCCAACUCCAGGUUACAAUUCACAUUCAUAUCAAAAUGUUGAGACUCAAAAACAACUUAUUAAUGAAUUGAGAGGAUUCUAUCGGAAUUCAAGUACAAGAGCACCGUCAGAGUUAACUGUCCAAUCUGGUAUGGAGAAGUUUAAGAAUUUUCCCAACUCAUCCUCAAGUCCAUCACCACCAUUUAAUAACUACCAACAAAAUCCAACAACAAAUAGGUUGAUACCACUGACAACGGAUCAGCUCGAAAUAGAAAAAUCCAAUAAAAUUAAUAAUACUAAUAAUAAUACGGAUAAUAUUAAUAAUAAUAAUCAUACCUAUGCUAGUUCAAAAAGCUCCGAUGGUUAUCGUUCGUGUGGAUCAUUAACAACUUAUCAAGGAUCAACUAGUCAAUAUGAUCAAGGAAGAAUGAUAGUGAUGAAAGGUGGUGGUCAACAAGAGUAUUGUGAAGAUAACAAUGAUAAUAAUAAUAAUAGUAUUGAUGCAAUUGUCCGCGGUGUUGGCGGCACUGGCGGGAGUUGGACACCACCAGAUCAUGCUUACCUUCGACGUGAAUGUCAUAAGACAAAUUCAUCAUUAGUAGUUACAACAAGAGGUGGAAGUGGUAGUGAUGGUUUGUCGAAUUCACUGAGUCCUGAAAGUUCCCUGUCGGAUAAAUCAGGAUCAGAAGCUAAUGAACUUAAUCGUCUUCAAAUGUCAGACAGUUCAGAGAAUAAUCAAAGAAAUAAACUGGUUGUACGCGUGUUUCGUCCGGAUAAAACAACUAAAGCUAUUCUAAUUGAUCAUCAUAUGACGGCUGGUGAAGUCGCCAGUAUGAUGAUAGAGAAGAACUUUUUACAAUCUUCAAUACACUUAGCACUGGUGGAGAAAGUUCCAGCUUUAAAAAUUGAACGAGUUUUUGAAGAACAUGAUCUCUUAUCCGAUUGUAUUUUGGCUUGGCCGACAAAAAGUCAAAAUAUGAUCUUUUUUGAAGAACGACCUGAUCACUUUGGUCUUGUUGAAUCACCGGAUUAUUGGAUUGGUGAAGAUAACAAUAAACAAGGCUUCCGUACUGCUGAAGCUAUUCAGACAAUGUUAAAUGAUAUUGAUAGUCAUGGUUUUCCUGAAUGGCGUGAUUACUUGUUUAUACGUAAACCUGGUGAUAAAUCAUGGUCCCGACGACUUUGUAUUCUAAGAAGUUCUGGUUUGUAUACAUCAAAUAAGAAUAAGAAGAAUCUCUCGUCGACAGAUCUUAUUCGCAUCUUGGUUUUGGAUGGACCAUUGAAGCUGUAUACAACUACAGGCGGUUGGACACGUAUGCGUGCACCUACACCGCAUGGUUUUGCCUUUAAGCCUUAUUCUGCACAAGAUCCUGCUUCAACGCAUGUAUUUUGCUUCUGUGCUACAGAUGAGAAAGCUCUACGUCAUUGGAUAUGUCGAUUACGUAUAGCUAAGUAUGGACGACAAUUAUUAACAGAUUAUCAUAUGGCCAUCAGUCGAGUUCAUCAACUAAUAAGUCUUCAAACUCAACUACCCCAUCCCCAUCAUCCUGAUCGUUCAAAUCAUCCCAUGUUAAAUAUGAAUCUACAAUCCAAAUCAUCUUGUGACUAUCUUUCACAAUCUUCAUCAUCUAUACAUACUGCUCAACAGCAUCCUCAUCAGCCUCCUCACCCAUCUCGUCCUCCGGCUGCUGGUGCUUCUGCUUCUGUGGCUGUUUUGCCUACAGGAAGUUCUACAAGUCUUCUAGUCUCUAGUUCAUCACCAUCUGUCUUUCCAUCACAAGAUGAUCAUCCAUUUUCAGAUCAAUAUCGAUAUCAAAGGAAACCAGAUCAAUAUUAUCAAUAUUCAUCAUCAAGUAGACAAUCAUUAAGUCCAAAUAUUCAAUCCUCACAUCAUCAUCAUCCUAUACGUCCUGUAUCCCCAUUAAUGGGUAUUCGUGCAAGAAUGUCUAAUAAUAAUAGUAAUAAUAAUAAUACUGUUGAUCACCAUCAAUCUUAUAAUAUAUUAAUGAAUCAUAAUCCUGCCUCAGAACAAUUAGGAAGACAGAAUAGAUUCCCUGUAAACAAUACACAUCAUCCGAUGGAAAGAUAUAAAUAG